AUGCCAUUCAAUGGUGAUCCAGAGCUUAAGGAUAUGUUUCCAGGUUUCCGCCUCUCGCUGCCUCCCAAGCGGUGGUUCAAAGACAACUAUGACACAGACUUCCUGGAAGACAGACAGCUAGGACUACAGGCCUUUUUGCAAAACCUGGUUGCACACAAGGACAUUGCCAACUCCCAGGCAGUGAGAGAGUUUCUGUGUCUGGAUGACCCACCUGGGCCUUUCGAUAGCCUCGAGGAAAGCAGAGCGUUCUGCGAGACUCUGGAGGAAAGUAAUUACCGUCUCCAGAAAGAGCUGCAGGAAAAACAGAAGGAGAUCGCCUCCCUGAAGAGGAGACUGGGUGAAAGGGAGCAAGCCAUCCUGCUACUGGAGAAGCACGUCAAUGGUGAGUGUGUGAGCCCAGGGUCUCUAUGUGGUCUGUCAGCUCAGGGCAGUGAGAGCAGCGCAGACGCAGAUCCAGAUGUGGAGUCGUCUGCUGUAGAGGCGGAUCAGGAUGUGCCUGACGACUCGGGUGGCAGGUGUGAGGUCGAGCCGAUGCGAUCGUCUGCAUGUUGGUGUGGUCCGUCACUCAGCACAUCCCCUCCGAUCAUCCAAGUCACUCAGCUUUACCACCAGAAGCUGGAACAAUAACAAAAACCCAGGUUCUCUUUUUUCACUCAUGUCCUCCUCCAGAACACUCCACCUUUCUAAUGUUUUAGAGCUAUUCCACACCUGUUUUUGUGUUUUUCUUCCCACAAACCAAUUUCCCCUUCCAAAUUGAAGGCUCUGUUUUACCUUCUAUUCUUAGAGCUGGAUCUGGCGCAGCCUUUAUCUGUGUAUAUGUUUGAAAGGGAACCAUUUGUAUAUACAACAGCUGCUUCAGCUUCAAUUAUAAUUCCACCUACGGGUCAUUCUAUCUUCCCAUACACAUGACUUCAUUCCGAAAAGAUUGUGCAAAUUAUACAAAAUAUAAACUUUAUCUGGAACUACAUGGCUGCUUUCAACUUAGUACUCCUUGUUCACUUUUGAACCAUGAACUGCGUCAGUCCAAUUGGAUCAAUCGGAUCCUGUGGUCACAAAGCCAAAGUUUGGCUUCUUGGCCAAAAAAAAAGAAGAUAACUUGAAGACUUUCACAAUUGUGACAAUCGUAGAAUCUUCUCACGUGAUUCUGCAGAUGUGCAUUGCCUUAUGGCUCCCUCCUUGUGACAAGUGGCCCUCUUCAAAUAAGAGAAACAACACCCCCAUGUGGCUACAGAAUAAUAAAAAGUCUGGAUAAAUGAGAAGUCUCAGGAUGCACAUUGGUAACCAGGUGGGUAUCACAGAGGAUGGAUUCUGAUUCAAAUACAUUAUGUCAUUGCUUUGUACUGCCAUUGACUCUCAUUGAGGCUAUAGACUGACCUUGAGAAGCCUCACUGCUUUCACUUCUGAUUUGCAUCUAAAAGUAGAGAUUCCCUUAAUGUUCUAGUGCCAUGGUGGAUUUUUUAUAAAGUUUAGUCCUGCGAGAGACUACAAAAGAUGUAAUGUACUCUACUGAGAGAGAGAGAGAGAGAAACCAAGGAAACGUGGCCCAUUGUUGCUUUUUAAGUAAUGUACACAAUCAUGCAUCAGUUUGCUUUUCGACAUUGAUUAUGCUAAUGUAAAAAGAGUCCAUAAUAUUUACAACACUUAACCUCUUCUGGCACCUUGCCUGUUAAGGAAGUGUAGACUGAGCCUGGAAUUGUAUCAGUUUCCUCAAGGUCUAACUAGAUAUUGUAAAGCAGCUAUAUAAAAGGAUCAGUUCACCCAUUUUACGAAAAGGGUUUUUCAAUCUUCUUGAUACAGUUUAUUUGAACUGAUGGUUGUUUGGUGCUCAAAGUAUUGGAAAAUUGCAUAUAAAAAACAGAAAUCCACAGUCAAUCAAGAGGUAUGACUGUCUUUAGUGGACCCACCAUCUUUAAAAUAAUAACGCCUUAACAACGCCUUCCAGGGUAACAUCCUGAGUAGCUAACCUCCAUUAUAUUUUGGUUGAAGCAGAAAGGGCAAGCUACCUCAAAAUCUCUGCAGAUAAAAACAAAAAUAUACAUUGCAAGAUACCCGGAGGAGUGGUUUGGGUGAACUGUCCUUUUAGGAACACGAUCGUCUAUUUAUUUUAGGAUGAACCUCUGCUUCAGUCAAGGAAUGCAGAAAGAAAGCCCCGCUUGUGGUGUUCAUUUACCUGAAACAAAUCCAGGUUAUGACCUGACAGACAAAGGAGUUCAAAAAACAUUCGUUUUUACAACUCGGGCUUGGAUUCUAGAGAUCAAGGCCAAAAAUGAAAAUGGGAUGAGGAACCAUUAUACCACUUUUCAGGAAUGGCUGGUUGUGAUCAGCGUGUUAUCAGAAUUAAACCUCAUACUCAAAAGCCAUAUUGAACACUUGAGAAGGGGCAAUGGUUUCACAUGUGGCUGUGUGUAAUGACCAGCUGCGGGUUUGAGUUAAUGAAGUGUAUAAUUACUACAGCUGUUGUAAAAUGGUCUGAAACGAGGCCUAUGAAUAGGUCAAAUUAUGCACUUUAUGGAUGAAUGGCAACCCCUCAUGUUUGCUAGGAUAUGUUUUUUUUACUCCUUCAUUUGUUUGCGACGGAAACGUGCCUUUUCAACCACUGAAUCUGUCUCGAUUCACAACUGGAUCUUAUGUGUUAAUUUCAUUUAUGUAUAUGGGGUUUUGUUCGGGUUAAUUCCCUUCACGUGUAAUUCUAAGUGCCUUGAACAUCUUUCACUUAAUGUUUUUUUUUAUGUGUUUGAAUAGGUUUGUGUAAAACAUGAGAUGUUGUUAGGAAAUUCAAGUUGUUCCUCUGAAGGAGAUCAUGUUUUAAUUGACACUUGUGUAUGUCGUUGUUUGGAAUAGACUGAACAGACAUGGUUUUUUAAUAUUGCAUUAAUUCAUAUGAAGUUCACAUAUGCACCCAAAGUCUUUGGUAUCACUAUUAAUGUCCUGGAUUUUAAAGGGACAAUUCACGUAGAAAUCUGGUCUGAAAUGAAUACUUUAGAUACUGUAGCCCAUGCUAUAGCAGAGAUGUUUAUCAGAAAUAAAUGUUUAUUCACUAAAUUAAAUGUGGAAUGAUCUAUUGAGUUCACAUGUAUAAUUGUUCACAUUUAAAGGAGAUGGUAUCAGUAGUUUUUGCUUGGGUGAAAUUGGGUCUGUUCGAAUAAGUGCUAAGAUGAUAUGGGCUUACAGUUGCAGUAUGUCCUAUUUUAAAAGUGUGAUGAUCUCGAAAUGUAAUAAAUUCUUAUGACUUAUGAA
This is a messenger RNA of Notothenia coriiceps (black rockcod), 3237 nucleotides long. RefSeq names its product sorting nexin 16 (gene snx16). Gene Ontology annotation, molecular function: phosphatidylinositol binding. Lineage: Eukaryota; Metazoa; Chordata; Actinopteri; Perciformes; Nototheniidae. Bases 1 to 627 code for a protein of 208 amino acids. Gene Ontology annotation, biological process: endosome to lysosome transport; protein targeting to lysosome; early endosome to late endosome transport. The record is from RefSeq and is a predicted model, not a curated record. The transcript has 6 exons. Gene Ontology annotation, cellular component: early endosome; late endosome.